AAAAGAACUAAAAUAUGUAUAGAAAUACGACUCAGAUUAACUACUUUGGUAAUGAAUUAACUACUAAAGCUUGGUGGAUGUUUCUAUGAUGGCAAGAGUUCUAGGGCUUUCACUCUCGAGUCUCGACAUUCGAAUACCGCUUUGUUCAUAAAAGUUGCAUUUCCCGCCAAUCCGGGUGAAAGCAAAUAUCGCAGGAGUGGAGGAAGAAGACUGUUUCCGUCGUUUUCAGGAGCACUAUGCCAACCGGUUCCCUUUCUCGUGUGGACUCGCCGUGAUUUUAUACAAUAGUCUUCUUGACGGAAGAAGACUGUUUCCGUCGUUCAAUUCCUGUUCGUGAACAGGAAUCAGUGGUCGUAUCACUCCCAAGUCCCAAUUUCCAUCAUAUUACGGAAUUUGAACCCUGAAGCAAACGAUUUGGUUUUUAUUAAAAGGAAGAAUUUGCUGAAUAUUGAGCUCUAUAACAAUAGUGAAGCUGAGGAGAUGUUGGUACUCCUACAGUGAGAACGUUUUUCGUCUAAUCAUCAUUUCAUGGUUUUGUCUCUCGUUUCCCGACAAUGGAAGAGCAUUCCUGCAGCUCUAUUUUUUGGAACUCGACCUUUUCGUUCACAGGCGGCACUGGAUGCUCUGUCAAGAGCUUCUGAAGAGAAGAUCCCCAAUCUCGUUCUAUACAACUACCCCUCCUUCUCUGGUGCUUUCUCGGCUCUCUUCGCCCAUCUCUAUCAUUCUCGUCUCAACCUCCCUUGCCUCAUCUUGCCUUUCUCAUCCGUCGAGCCUCUCAGGGUUGAUGAUUUCCUUGUCGAGGGUCUUGAGAUUUGUUAUCUCCUCGAUUUUGUUGGACCCAAAGGAUUUGCUCUCAAGCUUUCUCAAUUUAUGAACCGGGUGAUAGUGUUUGAUCACCGUAAAUCUUCACUUCCCAAGAUUCCUCCAGCUGAAGAUUCUCCAGAGAACCUGACGUUUAAUAUUGAUGUUGAGAAGAGUAGCUCUACUAGUGUGUAUAAUUACUUCUCUACUAAACUCGCAGAGAAGAAACUUCCAUGUGGAGAGGUCAAGAACCUAGUGAACCAUGAAAUUAGAGAUCGUUUGGAGAUGGUCCUGAAGUAUAUGGAGGAUGGAGAUCUUCGCAGUUGGAGCCUACUGGACAUUAAAGCGUUUAACAUAGGACUUGAUGAAUGGCGGUCAAAAUUGAAUUGCAUCACCAAUCCUUAUCUGUUUGAUCAGUUGCUAGAGAUCGAUUCGAUGUCUCUAAUUGCAAAGGGAAAGUCUUAUAUUUCCUCCCGACAGGAUGCAGCAAAUAAGUUGUUAGAUAAAACUUUCAAAGUUCGUCUUGGUAAAGGUUUCUAUGGAGAAUGUCUGGGGGUUAGUGCUGAUGGAAAUGCUGACUUAAGUGAUGAAAUUGGCAAGGCACUUAGCAUACGUAGUGCUGCAGCUGGUUUAAGGCCUAUAGGUGCAGUUGUUUACAUGCAACGGGGCAAUCUUAAAAUGUGCUUGAGGAGUAUAGAUGGUGCUACUGACACAUCUGAAGUUGCUAAGGCUUAUGGUGGGGGAGGCUCUUUGAGUUCUAGCUCCUUUAUAAUAAGGAUGGAUGAAUACAACCAGUGGAUUUCAGUGAAUUGAUCAUUAAAACAAGGUGUUCCAAUUGUUGUGCAGGUUGUUUUAGUUGUUGGGAAGGUGUUCUGAUUGCUGUGAAGGUGUUCCGAUUGUUGUGAAAGUGUUCCGGUUGCCGUGAAAGUGUUCUAGGUGCUAUGAAGGUAUUCCGUUGUUGCUAUUUCAUGUUCAGUUGAGGUAGUAAUUGACUACUACAAACUCUCUUUGUGUAAUAGUUGACUACUAAGAACAGGAUACUAAUAGUAGUCGACUACUACGAAAUCUCUUCGUGUAGUAAUUGACUACUAGCCUCAAGAUGAAGUAGUAGUUUGUGAGUUGGUGGUGGUUUUGUAAGUUGAAAAAGGGGCUGUAAUGCCUCAAGUUGUGGUUGUUUUGGUUUUAUGAGUUGAAAAAGGGGCUUUGAUGCCUCAAGUUGUAAUUGUUUGUGAGCUGGUUAAAAAAAAGGGGGGUUUUGAUGCCUCAAGUUGUGGUUGUUUGGAAAAGAGGCUGUGAUGCCUCAAGUUGUGGUUGUUUGGUGGUUGGUUGGAAAAGGGGCUUUGAUGCCUCAAGUUGUGGUGAUUGUGAUUUUGUGAGUUGGAAAAGAGGUUGUGAUGCUUUAAGUUGUGGUUGUUUGUUGGUGGUGGUUUUGUGAAUUGGAAAAGAGGCUUGUGAUGCCUCAAGUUGUGGAUGUUUGUGAGUUGGUACUGGUUUGUGGUGUGGUGAUACCUUUGUCGGUGAACGUGUGAAGCUCCCUUGGUGUAUCAGUGAACUGUUGCUUCAGAGGUCCCUUUAACAUCCCAAGGUUCAUAGUUGUUGCUCCUUCAAUAGUAAACCUAUUUCCAUGAAGGUUGCUUCAACAUUCUUACUUUAAAACUCAAGCUGGUUUUUCUACCUUAUGUUUGAGAGGGCAUGUUGAGAGAAAUAUUGUAUUUGGUUGUAUUUAGGUAUAUUUGUAAUAUUGAUAAAUUAUGGGGACCUAUAUGUAUUUAUGUGAGAAAAAGGGGCUUCUGUGUAUUUCUGAUAUAUUUCAGUUUGUUGCUUAUUUAAGCUAGUGGUUGUGUGAGAUUAAGGUUUGAGGAAGAGACAAAGAUUGUGUAUGUGUGUGUGUGUGUGAGAGAGAGAGAGAGAGUUGUAUCUCUUGUUCUCAUAGUGGAUAUGUUUCCUCCCCUCUUGUUGAUAUAGGCUACUAAGUCGAACCACGUUAAACCUUUGAUGUUUC
Messenger RNA from Nelumbo nucifera (sacred lotus), 2803 nucleotides. Its product is annotated as heat shock protein. The record is from RefSeq and is a predicted model, not a curated record. NCBI's taxonomy places the organism in Eukaryota, Viridiplantae, Streptophyta, Magnoliopsida, Proteales, Nelumbonaceae.